Messenger RNA from Periophthalmus magnuspinnatus, 2468 nucleotides. RefSeq names its product phosphoglucomutase 2 (gene pgm2). Gene Ontology annotation, biological process: purine ribonucleoside salvage; carbohydrate metabolic process. Gene Ontology annotation, molecular function: magnesium ion binding; phosphopentomutase activity. The coding region runs from base 165 to 2000 and encodes 611 amino acids. Lineage: Eukaryota; Metazoa; Chordata; Actinopteri; Gobiiformes; Gobiidae. The record is from RefSeq and is a predicted model, not a curated record. The transcript is spliced from 13 exons.
GACGCACGCAGAACGUCAACGGCGUCCAGUCACAGCAACACUGCACGCGCCGCCCGGUAGUGAGGAGGUGGAAGUGUAGACAUCGCAUUUAACAGUUUGAGCGUGCUACAUGACAGGUGUUUUGACCGUUUACCGCGCAUUUUAACCACGCUCAGCAAUAAAAGAUGGAAAACGGAGUACCCACGAUUGGCGACAGCAAACUGGACUCAGCUGUGAAGCAAUGGCUGCUGCACGACAAGAACCCCAAGACUGCUGCGAUGAUUCAGGAGAUGGUGAAUCAGGGAAAUGUGGAGGCACUUAAGAAAUGUUUCUCUUCUCGGAUGGAGUUUGGUACAGCAGGGCUGAGGGCAGCUAUGGGCCCUGGCAUAUCCUGUAUGAAUGACCUCACUAUCAUCCAGACUACACAGGGUUUCUGUAAGUAUCUUGAGGUGAGCUUUGAGAAUCUUAAAGAGCGAGGGGUUGUGAUUGGUUACGAUGCCCGCGCUCAUCCUCCCAGUGGUGGCAGUAGUAAACGCUUUGCCAGUCUAGCUGCAGCUGUAUUCAUCAGCCGAGGAGUGCCUGUCCACCUGUUCUCUGACAUCACACCCACACCGUUUGUGCCAUUCACUGUCUCACAUUUGGGUCUGUGUGCUGGUAUAAUGGUUACUGCCUCUCACAACCCUAAACAGGACAAUGGGUACAAGGUUUACUGGGAAAAUGGGGCCCAAAUUAUAUCUCCUCAUGACAAAGGCAUCUCCAAGGCCAUUGAGGAAAACCUGGAGCCUUGGCCGGAAUCAUGGAACAUAGACGAAGCACAGAAAAGCUCAUUACUAAAGGAUCCCUACGAGGAUAUCUACAAGGCAUAUUUCAAAGCUAUUCAGGCACAUUGCCAUCACAGAGAGAUUAACAAGAGUUCUGAGGUGAAAAUUGUCCACACAUCUGUGCACGGUGUUGGCCAUAUAUUUGUUCAAGAAGCAUUUAAAACCUAUGAACUUCCUCCUUCGUAUGCUGUUGAAGAACAAAAAAAUCCAGAUCCAGAAUUUCCCACUGUUAAAUAUCCCAAUCCAGAGGAGGGAGAGGGAGUCCUGACUCUUUCAUUUGCACUGGCAGAAAAGGAAGGGGCCACUGUGGUUUUAGCCAAUGAUCCUGAUGCAGACCGACUGGCAAUGGCUGAGAAACAGGAGAGUGGGUCGUGGCGUGUGUUCACUGGGAAUGAAUUGGGUGCAUUGCUCGGUUGGUGGAUGUUCUAUUGCUGGAAACAGCAGAAUACUGAUGAAGGUGCAGUGAAAAACCUCUACAUGCUGUCGAGCACCGUCUCCUCUAAAAUACUACGGGCCAUUGCUGUGAAGGAGGGAUUCCACUUUGAGGAAACACUGACCGGGUUCAAGUGGAUGGGCAACAGAGCCAGAGAUCUUUUAGACCAGGGCAAAACAGUUUUGUUUGCAUUUGAAGAGGCCAUAGGUUAUAUGUGUAGUCCUUCUGUGUUAGAUAAGGAUGGAGUGAGUGCUGCGGCAAUAGCUGGAGAGAUGAUUUCUUACCUGGCAACCAAAAACACAACUCUUUCUCAAAAGCUUACAGCCAUCUUUAAUGAUUAUGGGUAUCACAUAAGCAAGAACUCCUACUUCAUCUGCCACGACCAAGAUGUCAUCCGCAGUCUGUUUGAACGCCUGAGAAACUAUGAUGGACAAAAGGACUCCUACCCGCCAGAGUGUGGUCGUUUCUCCAUCACUGCUGUGCGAGACCUGACAACGGGGUAUGACAGCAGCCAGCCAGAUAACAAGGCUAUUCUGCCCACCUCCCGUUCAAGUCAGAUGAUAACUUUUAACUUCUCAAAUGGUGGAGUUGCCACUAUGAGGACCAGUGGCACUGAACCUAAAAUUAAAUACUACACUGAACUGUGCACUCCACCUGGAAACAGUGAUGUGACAAGUCUGAAGAAGGAGUUGGAUGAACUGGUUGAUGCCAUCGUUGAACAUUUCUUCCAACCACAAAAGAAUAAACUGCAACCAAAGCCGGAGUAGCACAAAGUACAUUUCCAAAUUAAACCUGUUGUGUUUACAGGGAAAAUAGUUUUAUAUACUGUGAAAAUAUUCAGAGGAGCAAUCAGUGAUUCAGUCUUAAUUACAGUUUUCCGGAUUAUUUAUGUUUGUCGUGAUACAUGCAUCAUUGUGUCAAGGCUGGAUUUUAAAUUGACUGAUACACACAUAGAAUUUAUCCCACAUACUGUCCUAAGUCAUUCCUCUUUAACCAUUCCUACGUGUAUUGGUAUUCUGAAUGCGCCAGUAAUGCUUCACUCUACAAAAUAUUUAGAUCUAUAUACCACAGUACAAUGUAUGUAAAAAAGAAUCACCUUUUCAAUAAAAAUAAAACAUUCAUCAUUUGAUUUGUAUUCUGUUGAUAUUCAGUGUUCAUUUAUGUCUAACCACGUACUUAUUAAAUGUUAAACAAUAGGCUACUCAAUUUGAAAUGAAUAAACUGUUUUUGUGUCU